AUGAAGCCUCAUGCUGUAGUAAUUCCGUACCCUGCACAAGGUCACAUAGCCCCAGUGCUAAAAUUGGCCAAACUUCUUCAUUUCCGGGGUUUCUUCAUCACUUUUGUCAACACAGAAUACAACCACAAUCGUCUGGCUCGAUCCCGGGGACCGGAAUCGGUUAAGGGCCUAGAGGAUUUCCAGUUCAGAGCCAUCCCUGAUGGCCUUCCUUCCUCAGAUAAAGAUGCUACACAAGAUAUACCAGCACUUUGUGAUUCAGUUCAAAAUAAUUGUUUGCCUCACUUUUUGGACCUCAUCAACAACCUUAAUGAUUCGCCCGAUUGUCCGAAUGUUAGUUGCAUAGUUUCUGAUGGAGUCAUGAGUUUUACUUUGGACGCUGCUGAACAACUCGAUAUUCCUGAAGUUGUGUUUUUCACUACAAGUGCUUGUGGCUUCAUGGCUUACUGUCACUAUGCUGAACUUGUAACUAGAGGAUACUUCCCGCUCAAAGAUGAGAGCUGCAUAACUAAUGGCUAUCUUGAUACAAAGCUCGACUGGGUUUCGGGGAUGAAAGAUAUUCGACUAAGGGACUUCCCAAGUUUCAUUCGAACAACUGAUCCGAAAGAUAUUAUGGUCAACUACAACAUUCUGCAAACCAAGAAUGCAUCGAGGGCCAAGGCCGUGAUAAUUAAUACGUAUGAUGACUUAGAAAAAGAAGUUCUUGAGGCCAUUCGAGAAAAAUUUGAACGCGUUUGCACUAUUGGUCCACUCCAAUUGGUAGAGCACGAAAUAAAGAAUCCUAAACUCAAAUCCAUUGGCUCGAGCCUGUGGAAAGAAGACGAAUUGCACUAUUGCAUUACUGUUUUAUCGGCCAAACAGCUGUUGGAAUUUGCAUGGGGACUUGCCAAUAGUAAUCAGCAUUUCUUAUGGAUCAUCAGGCCAGAUUUAGUAAGUGGUGAAAGCGCGAUUUUGCCAGAAGAAUACUCGAGAGAAGUCGAAGGGAAAGCCCUUAUGGUGGAGUGGUGUAAUCAAGAACAAGUUUUGGCCCAUCCUUCUGUUGGAGGGUUCUUGACACAUUCGGGUUGGAAUUCAACGAUAGAGUGUAUAUCGGAAGGGGUGCCGAUGAUUUGCUGGCCAUUUUUCGCCGAACAGCAAACGAAUUGUCGAUAUGUGUGUACCGAGUGGGAGACUGGUUUGGAGAUUGAGGGAGAGGUGACAAGAGAAAAAGUUGCAAAAUUGGUGAAAGUUUUGAUGGAGGGAGAGAAAGGGAAGGAAAUGGGGAAAAGGGCCUUGAAAUGGAAAGAGAAGGCUCGAUUGGCAGUUAAACCAGGUGGCUCUUCUUACCAGAAUUUGGAGUUUUUGAUUAAUGAGAUUCUUCUUAAGAAUUAG
Molecule: messenger RNA, 1368 nt
Organism: Fraxinus pennsylvanica
Lineage: Eukaryota; Viridiplantae; Streptophyta; Magnoliopsida; Lamiales; Oleaceae
Source: the annotation of a GenBank genome assembly